Molecule: messenger RNA, 1089 nt
Organism: Durusdinium trenchii
Lineage: Eukaryota; Dinophyceae; Suessiales; Symbiodiniaceae
Source: the annotation of a GenBank genome assembly
AUGGAGCACUACGUGAAAUGUAGGGAGGAGCUCCUGAAGUUCAUUGAUGAGAACAAUUGUGCUCCCAUCAUGGUGCGCUUAGCAUGGCACGACAGCGGGAACUUCGACAAGCGCAUCUCGUCCUGGCCAGAAUGUGGGGGUGCCAAUGGAUCCAUCAUCCAUGAGCCAGAGAUCAGCUAUGGUGCCAAUGCUGGCUUGACCAAGGCCGUGAACUUCCUCAAACCCUUUAAACAGAAAUAUGCCGCAGUCAGCUGGGCGGAUCUCAUCCAAAUGGCCAGUGCAUGCGCCAUUCAAGUCACUGGUGGCCCCAUUCUGCCCAUGAAGUAUGGCCGUGUGGAUGUUAAGGAUGGCAGCGCUUGUCCAGGUCGAACCUCCCGUGGAACUGCGGACAAUGCAGGCUUGCCUGAUGCCAUGGCACCUUUUGGCUGCGGAGCCAAACAACCUGCCACGCACUUGAGGAACAUUUUCCACCGCAUGGGCUUCGAUGACGAGGGCAUCGUUGCUCUCAGUGGUGCACACACAUUGGGCCGUGCCUUCCAGGAACGAAGUGGCGUGGUGGAGAAUGGCUACGGAGAUGCCAAGGUUCAAGGCAUGGGCUUCUUCGGCACAGCUGAGGCCUCACCUUACACCAAGUCAGGAUGCCCUGUGCGCCAUGAUGGCAAAGCAGGUUUUGGGAUGCCUGGUGGCAAGGCAUGGACCUCCAACUGGUUGACGUUUGACAACAGCUAUUUCCAAUUCUUGAAAAGAUCGAAGGAUGAGAACUUGCUUUGGCUUCCCACCGAUGCUGCACUUCACGAAGAUCCACAGUUUAAGGUCUACUUCGACCGCUUUGCAGAUUCGAAGGAUGCAUUUUUUGAUGCAUACAGCAAGGCCCACACAAAACUGUCCGAGUUGGGCUCCAAGUUUGAGCCAGCUGGAGGCACCUUCAACGAAGUUGUGGAGCAAGGUGGCAAGCGUACAGUGGAAGCUGCAUUGCGAUGCAAAACUGGGGAGCUGAACUACUGCCGGUUGACCAUGGAAAAGGUGACCACAGAACCGAACGGCAUGCUCACACAGAUGCUUUUGCUGAUGCCACAAGAUCUGGACUGA